AGGUGGAUGUCAUGCUCGGGGCAGUCCGUUUCCGCGAAAUCCAGCCCGGGAUUUGACUCCACCUCCAGCCAAGCUGCUUCCCAGUGACAGAAGAGUUGGGACGGAGACUCGCAGUGGGAAGAGAGGCAGGGCGCAGGGAGAUCGGGAGAGAAACGGAGAGAGGCUGCUGUGAAGUCCUCCCCAAACACGCACUUCAAUGACCAGGCGAGCUGGGGCGAAGCGCACUCUCCUGCCGGGGCACAAGCAGCUCUGCCUGCAGACGAGGAGUUCCCCCGAAGACGCCUCGCCCGUCGGGAGCACUUUUUCGGAGGGCCAGCGCAAGACCCUGAAAGGACUUCUCCUCUCCCACGAUCCGUCGGAAGGGGACUUACUGGAGUGGCAGCGCGAGUGGCAUCGGGAAGAGGAAUAACCGGAGCUCUUUGAUUUGCCCCCUCCCCACACCCAACCCUUUCCCCCUUUGCCCCCCACCCUCCGUGGAGAUGGACACAUCGCGUCCCCCAAAGUCGAAAUAUUGAAUCUUUUCCCCCCACCCACCCAAAACCUCCACACGCCGCCGCCGCCGCCCCACGCGCGCACACACAUACACACGCCCCGCUCCCCCUAGGACGCACGCCGGUAAUAAUGACAAAGGAUUGCAAAGGCGAGAGUGGAUCGAGUUUCGCGGAGCGAUCCCCUUAAAUGGAUUACUAAAUGGGACACUCCAUCAGCUAGUCCUGUCCUCGUAAGCCUCCCAGAUACAUGCACCGACGAGGGUGAAUUGAAGAUAUAGUCUCCCAGCUGAACUACUAUGAGGUCAGAAGCCUUGCUGCUAUAUUUCACACUGCUACACUUUGCUGGGGCUGAUUUCCCAGAAGAUCCUGAACCAAUCAGUAUUUCGCAUGGCAACUAUACAAAACAGUAUCCGGUGUUUGUGGGUCACAAGCCAGGACAUAACGCCCCACAGAGGCACAAACUGGACGUCCAGCUGCUCAUGAUAAUGGACAGAACCCUCUACAUUGCUGCUAGGGACCAUAUUUAUACUGUUGAUAUGGAUGCAUCACAUACAGAAGAAAUUUAUUUUAGCAAAAAAUUGACAUGGAAAUCCAGGCAGCUCGAUGUAGACACAUGCAGAAUGAAGGGGAAACAUAAGGAUGAAUGUCAUAAUUUUAUUAAGGUUCUUCUAAAAAGAGAUGACGAUUCAUUAUUUAUCUGUGGGACAAAUGCCUUCAGUCCCUCUUGCAGAAAUUAUAAGACGGAUACUUUGGAGUUUCUGGGAGAUGAAUUCAGUGGAAUGGCCAGGUGUCCUUAUGAUGCAAAGCAUGCCAACGUUGCAUUGUUUGCAGAGGGAAAACUGUAUUCCGCCACUGUGACAGACUUCCUUGCAAUAGAUGCGGUCAUUUACCGGAGCCUUGGAGACAGCCCAACACUGCGGACAGUCAAACAUGAUUCAAAAUGGUUAAAAGAGCCUUACUUUGUCCAUGCAGUGGAUUAUGGCAACUAUAUCUACUUCUUCUUUCGAGAAAUAGCUGUGGAGUACCACAGCAUGGGGAAGGUGGUUUUCCCCAGAGUAGCUCGUGUGUGCAAGAAUGACAUGGGUGGAUCCCAACGAGUACUAGAAAAACAGUGGACUUCCUUCCUGAAGGCACGGCUCAACUGCUCUGUUCCUGGCGAUUCACACUUCUAUUUCAACAUACUGCAGGCAGUUACAGAUGUUAUCCAUAUCAAUGGUCGCAAUAUUGUCUUGGCGACCUUCUCCACCCCUUACAACAGCAUCCCUGGCUCUGCUGUCUGCGCUUACGAUAUUCUUGACAUUGCCAAUGUAUUUACUGGGAGAUUCAAAGAACAGAAGUCUCCAGAUUCAAUAUGGACACCAGUUCCUGAUGAGCGAGUUCCCAAGCCCAGGCCAGGUUCUUGUGCUGGCUCAACAUCGCUUGAAAAGUACAUGUCUUCGAAUGAAUUUCCAGAUGACACUCUGAACUUCAUCAAAACACAUUCUCUCAUGGAUGAAGCUGUUCCAUCCAUUGUCAACAAGCCAUGGUUUCUGCGGACGAUGGUCAGAUACCGCCUGACCAAAAUUGCUGUAGAUAAUGCUGCUGGGCCAAAUCGGAAUCACACUGUGGUUUUCCUUGGAUCAGAGAAGGGAAUCAUUUUGAAGUUCUUGGUCAGGACAGGAAACAGCGGGUUUUUAAAUGACAGUCUUUUCCUGGAGGAGAUGAGCAUUUACAAUUCUGAAAAGUGCAGCUACGACGGGGUGGAAGACAAGAGAAUUAUAGGGAUGCAGCUGGAUAAGCAAAGCAGUGCCCUCUAUGUAGCAUUCUCUAACUGUUUAAUAAGGGUCCCCCUCGGAAGGUGUGAGCGUCACGGCAAGUGCAAAAAGGCCUGCAUAGCAUCUAGGGACCCGUAUUGUGGCUGGAUGAAGGAAAGUGGGGCAUGCAUGCAGCUGUUACCCGGAACAACACUUGCAUUUGAGCAGGACAUUGAGCAUGGCAAUACCGAUGGCCUGGGAGACUGCCAAAAUUCGUUCGUAGCACUGAAUGACAUUUCAACUACUUCAUCAGAUCAUGAAAUGUCUCACACUACAGUGUAUGGACACUCCAGUUCCCUUGUUCCCAGCACUACCACUUCAGACUCUCCAGCCCAACAGGGCUAUGACGCUAGGGGCCGCAUGCUCGAUUGGAAGGAUCCAGUUGGCUCGUCUGAAAACACAAACCCCUAUGUGGCCGUCUCAUCCCAUAAUCACCAGGACAAGAAGGGAGUGAUUCGGGAGAGUUAUCUCAAAGGGCAUGAUCAACUGGUGCCGGUCACCCUCCUGGCCAUUGCAGUCAUUCUUGCCUUUGUCAUGGGGGCUGUCUUCUCGGGGAUCAUAGUAUACUGCAUCUGUGACCAUCGGCGCAGAGACGUGACCAUUGUGCAGAGGAAGGAGAAGGAGCUGACCCAAUCCCGCAGGGGCUCCAUGAGCAGCGUCACCAAGCUCAGUGGCCUCUUUGGGGACACGCAGUCCAAAGAGCCAAAGCCUGAAGCCAUCCUCACCCCGCUGAUGCACAAUGGCAAGCUUGCUACGCCGGGCAGCACCGCCAAGAUGCUCAUCAAAGCAGACCAGCAUCACUUGGACUUGGCCGCUCUACCAACUCCAGAGUCGACCCCGACGCUUCAGCAGAAGAGGAAGCCCAGCCGCGGCAGCAGAGACUGGGAGAGGAACCAGAACCUCAUCAAUGCCUGCACAAAAGACAUCCCCCCUAUGGCAUCCCCCGUGAUCCCCACAGAUCUCCCCCUCAGGGCUUCUCCCAGCCACAUCUCCAGCGUCGUCGUCCUGCCCAUUUCUCAGCAAGGCUACCAGCACGAGUACGUCGACCAGCCCAAAAUGAGCGACAUGGCGCAGAUGGCUAUGGAGGACCAAAACGCCACCCUCGAGUACAAAACCAUCAAGGACCAUCUCAGCGGCAAAAGCCCCAACCACGGGGUGAACCUGGUGGAGAACCUGGAUAGCAUGCCGCCCAAAGUACCCCAGAGGGAAGCCUCCCUGGGGCCUCCUGGGGCCUCCCUCGCCCAGGGCGGCCUGGGCAAGCGAUUGGAAAUGCAUUCUUCUGCUUAUAACGUGGACUACAAGAGAAACUACGCCACGAACUCGCUUACGAGAAAUCACCAGGCCUCCACUCUCAAAAGGAAUAACACUAAUUCUUCUAAUUCUUCCCACCUCUCGAGAAAUCAGAGCUUUGGCAGGGGGGACAACCCCCCUCCUGCCCCACAGAGGGUGGACUCUAUACAGGUCCACGCUGCUCAGGGUCAGACCGUGACUGUAUCUAGGCAGCCCAGCCUCACGACAUACAACUCGCUGACAAGAUCAGGGUUGAAACGCACACCGUCAUUAAAACCAGACGUACCCCCCAAGCCCUCCUUCUCCCCUCUUUCCACGUCUAUGAAGCCUAACGAUGCAUGUACAUAAUCACCGUGGGGUGGGGGUGGGGAACAGCAGGUGACCAGAGUACGCCGUUACAAAGGCAGUGUUCAGCAACUGCAAUGCUCUUUUUCAACUGACCAGGAAUCUGCCUGAGCCUGAGGAUGCAUUGCUCUCUGGGGGAAAGUGGAAUAUUUUUUAUUUUUUAAGGGAGGGGGAGGGAACAGUUGGGUCAUGCAAUACAUGGUUUGCAACUGUAGGACCCACCCCCGCGAUGCAACAGCUCUUUUACUCAAAAGACUAACCACAAAACAUUGAGCCAAAAGCACACACGUGAAUGAUGACUGUGAUAACUUCACUCAGAAACUGCACAUUGCGCAAUUUCGGAUCUGGGAACUGAGUGCUUUGAAAGCAAAAACGGAAAUGGGGGAAAUGACAACCCCCAAACAAAAGGAAAACGGAAAGGAAGGAAGGAAUUCAUUGAUUAAGCUAACUCUUAACUGAACUCUGGCAGACGUUUACUCUGUGCAGGUACUGUGAAAUGCUCAUCAGUGUUACAGCCAUUUGGUUAUAGCCGAUUGCCAUGUUGGGCAACCCCUCUGUCCUAGGUUUCCGCUCCUCUUCUCUUUUAAUGAAUAACAUGUGACUGUUAACGCAAGUAACUCCUAUUAUUUAUUGUUCAUCCUUUUGUCUUUUUUUUUAUUAUUCCUAAGGAAAUUACUUCUGCAUAUCAUCAUAUGAGCAGCUCUCUCCAGAAGGAAAAAAAAAGCAAAUUACGUUGAAAAUUAUGCCUAUUUAACGUGAAACCCAUUAACUGGAGUAAUUAAAACUCUUUUUAUUUUUCCAAUAAAUUCACUGAGUUAAAUAAGUUGAAGGUGGAAUUCUGAACUUUUGUGUUUGGACUCUCUGAUCUCUUUCUGGAAAAAACAAAACAAAAAAAGGGGGGAGUAUUUAUUUAAAUGUCAGAUAAGCUUGCCUUUCAGCCUCCAUGCAGGGCAGUAGUCAAAGAGAAACCACCCGGUUCCACAACAAGGUUCCUAUCUUCCUACAGUAACUUCCUGCAGCAGCAGCAUUGAAAGCUGCCCUCCUUGGCCCCAUUGCUGUGAAUAUGGUUUUGUCAAUAGCUCAUCAUUUCUGUGAAGGCACCAGCUUUGUUCUCUGCCAUCCCAUUUCACCCUUGCAUGUGAGAUGGCAAACAAAAUCCACAAACGCAGCGGACUCAUCCAUAUGCUGGCUUUUGCCGUGCAUAGCUCACGGUCUUAACCGCACAAGGGCAGGGAGGGGAGAGCGUUGUUCGUCGGUGGAAAACACAUCUGUGAAUGCCCUACUUUCUUCCACAUGUAAAUUUGUGCCUUACGCCCUUCGGUUGUGUAUCUUUGUGAGCUGUCGUGUGUGCCCCCUUUCCCUUUAGAAUAAAUCAAAUAUUUAUUUAUCUCCAUCCUCAAUUACUCCCCUGGAGAAUGUGCACAUUUCAAGGAAGAAUAUUGAGGUUACUGUAGCAGCGACACUCCAGCUCAUCGGAAGGCAAGGCAGUAACAAUGCACAUUGCUUCAGUGUGACUUUUCCAGUUUUGGUUGUCAGACCACCCCUUGGGCUAUGCUGGCAGUAUCAUCGCCGUACUGCGGGCAGUGUUUUCCUUCUACCCGAAUCUUUUCGUAUCCCUUCUGCAUAGUGAUGUAGUCUUACUCACAAACCAGCAAAGAAGUCAUUAAAGGACUGUCAUCAAAAGUCUGGUGUGACAAGUGAAGGCAAGCACUAGGUGCUGUCUGGCAAAGCAAAACAAAAACAGGCACCCUCGCACAGCGUUUAUGUACAGCACAUACAAUGAAAUGGAAAUUAAUAUACAGCAGGCUGGCUCCUGCUGGUUCCCAAUAACAGAAGGAUGCUGCAUAACCCCUUUUUAAUUUUUUAAAAAAGUGGAGGGGCUCCCACUUUGAUUUAAUUUGCUCCCAUUUGUGGGGUUUGAAGUGUGGGUGCACAGUGUGGGUGGGUCUCACAAUUUCUGGGUGGUUCAUGCACAAGCAUGUAUUUUGUUUUUAAUAACUAUGUCAACAUACUGUAGCAAAAGGUGGUGUGUGUGUGUGUGUGUAUGUGUGUUUUAUAUUGCCUGGAUAGAAUGUUUGAGAGGGAGGAUAUAGUUAUUUUGGUUUGUUUUUUCUUUUCUUUUUUAAAAAAUAGAAGGGUUUUUAUACUUCACUUGGAUUUAUUUUGCUGGAUUUGGGAAGGAGGGGGCAUUUUGUUUUUGAAUGAUAAAGAAAGGAAAACUUCUCAAGUUGGUUAGCACAUAGGCGGUCGUUUAGAGAGGCUGGAUGAUCAAAACCAAAGUGUGUAUACCAAGGGUGCUUGCAUUCUCCCUGCUUUCAACUCUGCCUCUUUAACUAAACUGGUUCGUUCGCCAUUCAUGAACUAUGCUUACUGAAGUCAAAGCUGUGUUUCUUGUUGGGGGUUUUUCGUUUGGCUUUGUUUCUUCAUUUCUUCCUAAGCUGCAGGUGGCGGGCGACUCAUCAGCAAAGAAAAGGAGCAAUGCAGUCUUUCCCUCCCCAAGCUCAACCCUCUGAGUUGCGAAGGGCACAGUGGCCCCCUCCCUGCAUCUUAACAAAGCAUUCUGUCAUGAUGUAGAAAUGAAUAAUCACUGCAGCUUUGUACAGAGAUCUCUGCCUUUGUAAUAUACACCCUGACAAAGACUGGGUUAACCUUGAGGUGCCCAUUUUGUACUUGAGUGUGGUGUUUUUUUCCCCUGUCCAGAUCCUUCCCUUGCUCCCCCCCCCCACCUGACACCUCUCCCCACCCCCAUUUUGCGUGAAGAGGUUCUUAGACCUAAGUGUGCCUUUGCUUUCCACUCUUGCUAUACACUGGUUAGACGCAACCAAUUCGGACUCUCAUUUGUUGUAAAGUUGUAAAAUAUUGUGAUGUCACCAAACGUCCCUUCAUCUCCACGUUCCCUUAACAUCUGAUUCACGAUUAAAUGUAUGUUGUUUUAAAAAAAAGGAAAGCAAAAAAAAAAAUGAAUAAAAAUUAAGAUUUUAAAAAUAGAAAAAGAAAAAAAAUGGCAAGGUAAAGGGGAGGGGGAGAGUCUUUUGAUGACAUAAAGUAAUAAAACCAGACUGUUCUACCUUCUAUAUUUUGUCUCCUGGUUCUUCUUUCUUGAUUAGUGCUAAAUAAUACAAAAAUAGAAGCUGUUGUUUUUUAAGUGGAUACCAACAUAAUAUAAUUGGUGGCUCUCUGGGUUGCAGAAGAGCAGCUCUCAGCAAAAUCAUUGGGCUUGCUACGCUAGACAAAAAGUGGCUAGAACUAGAAGCCAAGGUCGCUCCACACACCUGCAGCUCCACAAGUCACAACUCACACUGGUGUUAGGUAGCUGCACAAAAUGCAAAGACUGCACUGAUUAGAUGGGCAGCACAGCAAGACCAUGGUGCGCCAGCCAGGGGUGGAGGAAGGGGGUGCGGUGGGGGUGGACUGCCCCAGAUGUCACCACUGGGGGGUGACAAAAUGCCGGGUGGCACUCACAGCAGGGCCGGCAGCACGCUCGAGCCACACGUCUCUCCUGGGAGAGACGCAGUGGCUUGGGUGCACGCAGGCUCUGCGCUGCCCAAACAAUCCACCCACUGCCUUCCCCCUCAGCUGUAGGGCAGCUAAGUCAGAGGAGGCAGGCAGACUCUGGAGGCCCCGUGCUCGUGCCGCCCCUUGGGCCAGCAGUGGCAUUAAGCAAAGUCCUGCCUCUGUUAACAUGAAAUGGGAUCACCAUUUCCACCCUUCAGACCCAAUGCACAGGAAACACACUGAGACACACAGACUGGGCAACCACAGAACCAUGGGAUUUUAGAGUUGGAAGGGUCUCCAGGGGUCAUCUAGUCCACCCACCCCCCUUUGCAACGCAGGAAUCUCAGCUAAAGCAUCCUUAACAGGUGGCCACUGAUUUGGAAUUUGGAAGCACACAGCUGCCACCCCUUGCCAACCAGGGACCACAUGUUCAUGGGUCACACUAAAAAGUGGGCAGAGAAGAGGCAAUGGGUGAGAAGUACCUAAAACAAAGGUACACAGAGUGAUUGCCAGGUCACAGCAUGUAGGCUGCCAAAUUACCUGUACCGGUGCAAAUGCUCUAGUGCAGUGGUCACCUUCUGCAAACAUCCAUGGGGCCAGUUGCCAUUGUGGUCCAUCCGUGUUCUGGGAGGCUUUUUCAAACCCACAGAUGCACCGACCGGCAUUGAAAGACACAACUGGGAAGGUUUUGCAGGCUAGUAACUUUGGCGGACUCAUUUGCAAGGCUGAUAAAAUACAAGCCAUUGUGGUGGUGGUGGUGAAGAAUGGAGGGACUCAACAUUUUCCAUAGAAACAGUAACAAUGCAUUAAAACCUACCCCAUUAGAACGAUCCUUACAUUUUUAUGACAAAAAGGUUCCCAAACCCUGCUACUAAUCAGAUAUGGUGACAUGCUACCCACGAAUAAACAAAAUUGCUAACUUCUUAUUAGUUCCAGAAAUGUGAACCACUUUUUUUAAAUUUAUGAUUUCAUUUUGCUAGCCUGAUCCAAAGACCCAGAGAAAUAUUCCUGUACACACACACACAGCAUUUGGGGGGUUGGUGUAUGGAAGAACACAGUUUUCUAGAUAAUCUGUAGAAGGAAUGAGAAAUCUGUGGCCCUCCAGGUGUUAUUGGACUAUAAUUCCCAUCCUUUCUGACCACGGGUCAUGCUGGUUGGGUCUGAUGGGAGAUGACACGUAACGGACCACCGGUUCCCCAUUCUGGUAACUGCAUCAACAUUCUCUCCUGAUAAAAAGUACACAACCAUUUUCUGGAUGUGCUGUCGCUUUCCAUUUUCAGUGGCAGUUCUACUCAGAGCACAACUGUUGAACUCUCUCCCACCCCACACAAAGCGGCAUGUGCAAGUUCCCGCAUGAGCUCAAUUGGCCAAAGGUUACAUUUGGAAGAGGGGGGACCAAAAGUGGCAUUCGCUUCUUAAAGACCUACUUGGUUCACGGUUUUAUUCUUUGCCCACCAUCUUGCUCUAUGUGUACUGAGCUCAUUUGUCAUCAUCAUUGAUGAGGUACUUCUGUGCUGGCACAGUCUUUCAUCAGAUUUCUUGACAUGUGAAAUAGCCCGUAAAGACUUUUGCCAAUACAACUCAUAGAUGACCUGGAAUACAACAGACUAGGCUACAGUUCCAAGUGGAGCAUACACCCCCAAAACUGCAGUUGGGAAUGGUAAGUGAACUUAAUUAUUUUGCUUAGCACCCUCUUUCCUCAGUGCCUCAUAACCACCACCAAUGAAUUUAUGUUCAUAGUAUUCCAAAUCUUCAACACAGUCCCAUAAGUUCAAAAUUGUGAGAUUUAGGGAGAGAAAACUGCUGUGCCCAUCUCAACAGGUGGAGUUAAUGUUGCUUUAACUGUGGCACACAAGGCAUUCCAUCAAAGCACCUAUUUUCUUGUGUGUUAUAAUUGUUACAUUUAAGACUUCCAAACUUGUACAACACUGCUGUGUCUGCUUUCUACACCCUUUCGUGCCAUAUCAUCCAUACCAUCCCUCUGAGAGGAAGAUGUACUUCAGCUCUCUUCAGCUGUAACCUUUAGGUAUUAAAACCAGUAGCCUCGAACACAGGUGCUCAGUUUUGCAAGUUUGGGACUUUAAAUGCCAGUGCUCUCCUGCAGCAACAUGGGCAGCAGAAGCCAACUAUGACUGCAUAAGCAGAGAAAGCUGCAUAGAGUCCCUUACGUGGCCCUUCUCAAGGUAAGCAUCUCUGGCAUAGAUUGCUCCCGCCUUCUGUGCCAGUAUUUAAUGCCGUCAACUAUGCAGCACUUUGAUUUCAGAGCCAGAUGAGAUGCAGGCAUAUCCAAGUGGUAAAUUCCUUUUGGUUGUCCUGUCAGGGCCAAAUUCACCCUUAAUUCAAUAUCCAUUAUCACUUGGAAGUCUUGUAGUCGCUGUAUCAUCUGGAUUUCAAAUUAAUUUCUCCAGACACUUUGGAACAAGAAUGACUUUCAGAUGCUCUCUGUUUACCAAACAUACUGUUCCCUUUGUAACAGAGGAGGACGACAGCCACGUUUUUGCUCUUAAAGCAUUUCUGAGCUGUUCUAGAAGCGGGAUGAUGACUUUUGCUUCAAGAAGAAAAGAGAAAGUAUUCCCCUGCACCACCACCCCACCGCAGCCCCCCAAAGGUGGUUAAACCAUUUGAGUUGUUGCUUAGAGUAUAAUUCAGAAAUGAUGGCAAUGAAGCCAAUGUUGUUGAAAAGAGCAGCUCAGUACUGCCACGAAGACCAGCUUCGGAUGGUACCAAAUUACACGUCAGGCAGACUUUCAUUAUACUGUGAAGACAUGCAAUCGGCCUAUAAUAUAGUACAUACUGCAGUGAAAUUAUGAGUAUGAGUUGUAUCUGAUGUGAAGUAGCUGCAGUUCAUAACUGAUGAGCCAACCAAAAACUUUCCUGCUGGUUUUAGUACGAAGGGCGGGUGCCAGGAGCCAAGGAAGGCCACAUUGUUUUCUGACCUUCACAGUUUGAGGCAAAGUCCCUUCCGCCAUAGGAGGAGGGGAGAUUGUAGGCACCACGAAGCCUACACAUGAUGGAGAAAUGGUUGCAAUUCCCCCCCAGCCCACUGGCUGGCUCCCGGCCGCGGCGCUCCCUUGGCGCAUCCAAUCGGAACGCUCCAAGGGGGCACGGCUCACUGAUUUAAGCAAGCACACGGGAAGGAAUCGGCCUCUCUCUCUUUCACAGGACCCCCCAGCUGCUGUGUUUUUCCCGCCCACUUUAGGCAAGUUUCUCCUCAGACAUUGCUAUGGACUUUGGUUGGUCGCCGUUGAGGGGCCUGGUAGGAAUUUUUCCACUUGGCAAAUUGGCUCUGGCCUGGUGGUUUUCGCCUACCUCGUAGCAACUUGUCACAACUUUGGUUUUGGCUGUAGGCAUUGGAUUAUCUCUGAAAGGUUACAGGUGGGGGGGGGAGGUUGCUGCCAUCACCUCCCCCAAAAUGCUGAAGGGUACUCCCCUAAGGAGUCCAGGGCAUGGCCAUGUCCGAAGCCGUGGUAGGUAAGGGCUUAAGGCCUAGUGGUGGCCCCGGGGUGAGUUCCUAGUUGAUCUGCAUUGCAGGGCUCACCCAAUGGUGGUUAACCCUUCAAAGACUGCCAGCAGAGCGGGCUGGAAUCGGAUAUAGACGGUUAGAUCCAAUGCCUAAGCCAAUACCUAUCUGCAACCGUAAUCAAUAAAAUUGUGGCCUUAUACACCCAUUAACCUUAUGCAAUGCGUCUUGCGUCUUUAUUUAUUCCGGGGAUGGUUCAGGGUAUCGCCACACAAUAUGCUUCUUGAUUCUAGUUGCUGAGAAUCGCAAGUAGGAAGAGAGUUGUCACGCUCAGGUCCUGCUUGUGAGCUUCCCGUACACAUGUGGUUGGCAGCCAUGAGAACAGAAUGCUGGACUCAGUGGGACUUCGGCUUCCUAUGUUCUUUACCUCUUGGAGUGGGUGAGGCUGUGGGAGUACAUAAAGGAACUGUUUAUAAAACUGGUUGGCGUGGAGAGAGAGAACUCCAGCCAAAGGUGACAGAGAAGUAACCUCUAUUCUCUCACAGGGGCCAUUCCCCAUAGGCUUUGUGUGAUGAUAGAUCAGCACAUCUAAUUCCUUUACCACACAAAGGAACCCUAAACAGAAUUAUCAACCGAUUUGUUUGGUUCCAGUUUCAAGGAAAGCAGAAUAGACAGGCCCUAGCAUUCUAGGUCAUCUGCUUACAAGCACUGAGCACUACCCCAGGCAGCCGAGAAACUGCAUUUCAACACACACACACCAAAAAAACCCAUC
This is a messenger RNA of Zootoca vivipara (common lizard), 11646 nucleotides long. RefSeq names its product semaphorin 6A (gene SEMA6A). Gene Ontology annotation, biological process: semaphorin-plexin signaling pathway; axon guidance; neural crest cell migration. Gene Ontology annotation, cellular component: plasma membrane. NCBI's taxonomy places the organism in Eukaryota, Metazoa, Chordata, Lepidosauria, Squamata, Lacertidae. The record is from RefSeq and is a predicted model, not a curated record. Gene Ontology annotation, molecular function: chemorepellent activity; semaphorin receptor binding.